Alternaria rosae is the source of this 1933-nucleotide messenger RNA. RefSeq names its product PrnX protein. The record is from RefSeq and is a predicted model, not a curated record. Gene Ontology annotation, cellular component: cytoplasm. Bases 371 to 1456 code for a protein of 361 amino acids. The transcript is spliced from 2 exons. Lineage: Eukaryota; Fungi; Ascomycota; Dothideomycetes; Pleosporales; Pleosporaceae.
GGCAGAGCGCGCUCGAACCGAUAUCGCCUAUAUCUCAGUCGCAUCACACAUGGCCACAACAAGAGGACUGAACCAAGCCGAUUUUGUAUCUACAGGUCGCCAGGUGAAGUUUGCAUUGCGAACAGUCAGCUCAUCUGGACCAAGCCAGACUACUAUUGCUAUCCCAUUUACGAAGACAUUGAGCAGAAGACUCGCCCUGAACUGGAGAACGAUGAAGUAACGGCUUCGCAUUAAAUGCUUGGCAAGGAAGGGGACGACAGAUCGAGCACUCAUCGUAUGAACGAAAUAAAGUUCAUGAAACGUCAAUCAUAACUCAUUGGACCAUCCUCCACCAACUGCUACGCUAAAUUCGGCCCUUAUUUCAGCCACCAUGACUUUCACCGUCCUCUCCGACGCCAACAUACAAUCUCUGCUCCACAACAUCUCUCCAUCCGACGUUCAAACUCUAGCAUCAGCACUCAAUCAAGCCCUUGCCGAAUACUCAUGUAACGAUGAAGUUCCCUACCAACCACACCGCGCGCAUGUCGCGCGACCCAACGGCCAAGUCAGCCUCUUCAUGCCCGCAACAACACCAUCAUCCAUUGGUGUGAAGAUAGUCGGUGUGGCACCUUCUCAAGCUCCUCAACCAGGAGAGAAGCCCAAGCCUGCACUGCGAAGUGUCCUUACGAUUUGCGAUGAGCUAGGUCAGGCGAUAGGCGUGUUGAAUGCGGCAGAGUUGACGGCGUUCAGAACAGCGCUGGGAAGUAUGCUACUGUAUCGGCACCGGAAGAAGACCGAGAACAUCGUUGUUUUUGGAGCUGGCAAGCAGGCAGAGUGGCAUAUUCGCCUUGCUGUCCUCCUGAAAGGGGAUGGUAUCCGGAAGAUUACGGUUGUCAACCGGUCAAGUGCAAGAGCGAGGGAAUUACUUGAUUCACUCGCACAAUCGAAAGUCGGCGAACAUGUCAAGAUGGAGCUUCUCGAUGACAAGGAAGACGCGCUGAAAGGCUUGGUCACAGAAGCAGAUGUCAUGUUUUGCACAACGCCCAGCACGUCUCCCCUGUUCCCGGCUUCCUAUCUCACAUCGGACGCUGGCCUUGCUAAGUCUCGUUAUAUCUCCGCAAUUGGUUCUUACCGUCUAGACAUGCAAGAGAUUGAUCCAGAGCUACUAAAGCAUAUUGGUAACCCCUCCGGUCCCUUCGCCUCCGAAGUCUACCAAGCGUUCAUCACUGUUGAUAGCAUCAAGGGAUGUAUGGACGAGGCUGGUGAGCUAGUAGCAGCGGGACUGAAACCGGAGCAGAUGCUUGAGGUGGGGAAGGUGGAUGGGCUGAGGAAGGAUCAAGGCGUGCAGGAAUGGCUUGAAGAGGGGUUUGUUGUUUAUAAGAGUGUUGGGGUGGGUGUUAUGGAUAUCGCGAUUGGCAAGGCUUUGAUGGAGUUGGCCGCGGAGAAGGGGGUUGGCGUGCAUUUGGAUAGUUUUUGAAACAUUCAGAUAGCUGAAGGUAUCGAGUAGUAUGGAAAUGGUAUCGCUGAUACACGUAAGAACGGGUUUCAUGUUCCCGAACUUUGAGAUCCGCCCGUCAUGGUUGGACAGCAUACCGCUGCGGUGUCGGGCUAUAUCAAAAACCGGUGCAAUCACCGUCAGACUUCGUAUGUUCCGGCGGCGGAUCCGAAGCGAAGAAAAUGCAGAGCAAGCCAUGAACUACAUCCUCAUAGUAUAGUUGGAAUAAGCAGGAAAUUCAACGGCCACGUUGUGUCCGCAUAUGCUGAGAAGACGGCCUUUGGUUGAGCAUAAGUCCGGAUGGUGCUAGGAUGCGAGGCUGCCUCUGUACCUGGCUACCAACACGAAACCUUUGCACCUUGAUGGCGAAUCGCUCAAUAGCUUCGUUGCAUCGGAGUUGGAACGUAGCUGUUGGACCUAAAGUGUAUGAUAGUCGCGGCGCGGAAAAGAGCAAGGAUU